AUGAUUUCGGGCAAAAUUAUUUUAAAAUCAGCUACUAAAUUAUCACUUGAUAAAAGAUUUACUGAAAUUGCUAAACAAACACCAACAAUUCCACCACGUAUACAACAACAAGCUAAUGUUAUUAUUCCAUAUUCAAGACAAGAAUUAUUUGGAAAUAAACGACCACAUGUUUUAACUAUUGCACAACGACUUAAAAAACGAAGUAUUAACUAUCGACUUGGUCUUAAUACUAAUACAAAUGCAAAUCGUUUCUAUUCAACUCCAAAUAAACCACGUGUUUUUCAACGGCUUAGUUAUACAAAUCGUCGACGUAUUGAUGGAAGUGGAAAUAAUUCAGGAGCUAAUCGAUAUUUAUUUGGUGGACAAAGUGGUAUGGGUAUACGUCUUCGUGGACAAGGUCGAAUUCGUGGAACACGAACAUUUCGUUCUCGAACACGUGGUUAUUUAAAUAAUAAUACAAUUAGUCGAUAUAGUGGUUAUUCAAUGCGUGGAAAUAAAAAUAAUCGAGGACGACGUUAUGCAAACAAUAAUAAUAAUUAUAAUAAUAAUAAUAGAAAUUUUAAUCGAUCAAAUCGUGGUCGUUUUGGAAAAAAUCCUAAUCGUGGACGUGGUCGAAAUAAUAAUAAUAAUAAAAAUCUUACAAGAGAAACUCUUGAUACUGAUCUUGAUAAAUAUAUGGCUCAAACAAAAAUUGAAAAUGAUUCAGUUGAUAUGAAUCUUAUUUAA
Messenger RNA from Rotaria sordida, 726 nucleotides. The record is from the annotation of a GenBank genome assembly. NCBI's taxonomy places the organism in Eukaryota, Metazoa, Rotifera, Eurotatoria, Philodinida, Philodinidae.